UUAACUAUUAUUGGUAUGAGGUUGCUCAAAAUAAAGUUAGAAUUUAACGGCGGGUUUAACGGUUGAACCAGCCGUUAAAUGUAACGGAGGAAUAGACCUACGUUAAAACAUUAACGGAAGGUUUCCAAGAUGGCGGCUCUAUUUGUAAAUCAUAGAAAAGUGAAAGAAUUUCGGCACACUGCACAUGUACAGAAUAUGCUAGACAAUGAGAUGUAUGCCAGAUACAGAUAUACGAAUGGUGGAAUAGAUUAUCUAGAGGAUUUGCUGAAGGAAUCGCUGGAAAGAACGACAAGAAGAAACAGAGCACUUACUGUUAGACAGAUGAUUCUGAUUACGUUGCGCUUCUUCGCCACAGGAGCAUUUUUUAACAUCAUUGGUGAUAGCAUGGGCUACCACAAGUGCACUGUGUCACGUGUUGUAGCCAAAGUAACAGAAGCAAUUUGUGGUCACAUACAUCAGUUUGUGAUGUGGCCUGAUGCCAAUGCUCGAGCAUGGAAUAUGACAGAAUUUUUUAAGAAAGCUGGUUUCCCGAAUGUUGUUGGAUGUGUAGAAGGAACACAUAUCCGAAUCCAGGCGCCAUCCGAAGACGAACCAGCCUUCGUGAAUAGGAAAGGCUUCCAUAGCAUCAACAUGCAGGCUGUAUGUGACAUCAAAGGAAAAUUUACAAGUGUAAAUGCAAGCUGGCCUGGGUCGUGCCACGACGCGCACGUCUUCAGAACGUCGGGAUUGGCAGCCAAACUGACCAUUGAACAUGUGGCGUUUUCAGAUGGUAUCCUUUUAGGAGACAGUGGGUACGCCCUGAAGCCAUUCCUCAUGACCCCUUUUAUUAGGGUUGACAGUGAAUCAGAGGAAAGAUAUCAACAGGCACACACUCGGACUAGGGCCUGCAUCGAGAGAGCAUUUGGCAGGCUUAAGAGGAGAUUUCAUGUUUUACAUUCAGAGAUACGCCUCAGACCAGAAAAGGCAUGCAAGGUAGCUGUGGCAUGUGUAAUCCUACAUAAUAUUGCAGUGGACAUGAACAUGCCUAUGGACGACGAUGAGUUCAUUCAGCCACAGAAUGGGAAUGAUGGAGUACACCAAGAUGGUGGUACUGGCGUUGCCACUAGAGACUUCAUUGUGGAAAACUUCUUCUCUGUGUAGUAUCGAUAUAUAUACCACUGCUAUCAUAAAUGCUCGUUCAUCAUCACCACUGCUCGUUCUUCAUCACCACUGCUCAUUCUUCAUCACCACUGUUAGUUCACCACUGUUAGUUCAUCAUCACCACUGUUAGUUAAUCAUCACCACUGUUAGUUUAUCAUCAUCGCUGUUAGAUUAUCAACAUCUUCAUACACCUCUUGAAGUAAAAAAUAAUAAUUCUUACAUUGUUUGCUCUUCAUUCAUAAUUGUUUGUGUAUUGUGUAAAGGCACUUAUUAAUGAAAAACA
This is a messenger RNA of Mya arenaria, 1423 nucleotides long. Its product is annotated as putative nuclease HARBI1. The record is from RefSeq and is a predicted model, not a curated record. The coding region runs from base 130 to 1140 and encodes 336 amino acids. The transcript has 4 exons. Lineage: Eukaryota; Metazoa; Mollusca; Bivalvia; Myida; Myidae.